Messenger RNA from Dreissena polymorpha, 873 nucleotides. RefSeq lists its product as uncharacterized. The coding region runs from base 96 to 848 and encodes 250 amino acids. The transcript is spliced from 4 exons. Lineage: Eukaryota; Metazoa; Mollusca; Bivalvia; Myida; Dreissenidae. The record is from RefSeq and is a predicted model, not a curated record.
AAGACCCUUGUCACACACUUUAUAAUGGCAGUUGUAUUUUCAAACCAAUCAAUUCAUAUCAAGAGCUUUCAGAGACAGCACCUUUCAAAAGUACAAUGCAGGUAUACGUGGUGUUUGUAAUCGCGAUGGAAAUUGCGAUGCGCAUGUCAGCUUACGGCAUUUCCAAUGACAAGAAAAGAUUGGUUCUACACAGCGACGAGGAUACGGCGGCUGAAUUGAUACACCUGAAACAGCUUGUUCAAGGUCUGAUGAACCGUCCUCAGGCAGGCGGUGGAUCGACCUACAUCCGAUGGGGACGAACUACGUGCGACGGAACCAAUGCUACAUUGGUUUAUGCAGGAUACAUGGGUGGAAGUAACUAUAAUAGUAUUGGCAAUAGUGCUGGAGGGAACUACUUGUGCUUAUCGAGCUCGCCGCAGUGGGACUACUCCACAACAACUGUGGAAAACAGUAUAUUUAUUACCGGUGUUGAAUAUAGGUUCGCUCCACAUCAAGACAGUGAUCUAGCUACAUUUCUUGGUCAAAAUCUGAAUGGAAUACAAGCCCCAUGCGCCGUGUGUCUCCUUCCAUCGGCAACGUCACUCAUGAUUCCUGGAAGGACGGACUGCUAUACUGGCUGGAACAAAGAAUACAGCGGCUACAUUGUGACCGGAUAUCCUGGAGAAGCCCAUGCGACAGAGUAUGUCUGUCUUGAUCGUCGACCAGAGGCAAUUGUCAGUACCGGAAAUCGAGAGGCCAUUAACCAGAUGUACUUUGUCGAAGCACACUGUCAGUCAGGACUCGAAUGCCCUCCAUACGAAAAUGGGCGAGAAUUGGCAUGCGUUGUUUGUUCAAUCGCAAUCUAUUGAAUUCAAUUACACAGUUUGACAAUAA